Molecule: messenger RNA, 2272 nt
Organism: Hevea brasiliensis (rubber tree)
Lineage: Eukaryota; Viridiplantae; Streptophyta; Magnoliopsida; Malpighiales; Euphorbiaceae
Product: pentatricopeptide repeat-containing protein At2g20710, mitochondrial
Exons: 2
Coding region: 338-1948 (536 amino acids)
Cellular component (GO): mitochondrion
Molecular function (GO): protein binding
Source: RefSeq, a predicted model, not a curated record
AUUUAUAAUUUUUUUAAAAUAUUAGUAAACAGCUAAACUUUAAUAAAAUAUCAAAAUUAAAAAUUUGAAUUUAAUUCAACUAUAACAACUAAUAAAAAAUUAUAAAAAUACAAAUAAAAAUAUAUUUAUAGCCACAUGUUAUAUAUUCAUCGCUAAUACUAUAGCUUGGCGACGAAGAACUGUCAUCAAAGCAUGUGAGUUAAACAUUAGCAGGUCGCCAUCAUCAUCGUUCCCAUCCAAAAACGCCAUCGUUUCCUGAAGCCUGGAACUUUUCUUCGCUAUCGGUGGGGACUCCAGGGGAAAGCCAAGGAAAGCAUAGCAGGGCAGCGGAAGCAAUAUGAGUUGGUGUGUUUGGGAGUCUGGACCAAUUGAGCGGCCCAAGCCCAAACUCUACUACCCAGUAUCUUCUUUAUCCCUCUUCGAAUCCUAUACACUCUCGUAUCAAAGCCCUUGUCCUAUCCUCGAUCCCCUCACUCUUUCAACUGGAAUUUUUCUUCAUUUCUUGGUGCCAUUGUUUCAAGAAAUGAAUUUUGCUCGAUUAGUUACUCGUUUGGGUUCCCGAAAUACGUUGGUUUCUUCGUUUCACUCGACAACACCAUUGCCCGCCCACCAUGUAUUUGGAAGAGCAGGGAUGGACUCACUGAACGAGCUCUACCGUCGGAUUUCGCCGGUCGGAGAUCCAAAGAUCUCGAUUGUUCCGAUUCUUGACCGUUGGAUUGAAGAAGGAAGAUCCGUAAAUAAAGAGCAACUCGUAUCCUUUAUCAAGGAAUUUCGCUACUACAAGCGUUACUAUCAUGCCCUUGAGAUUUCAAUGUGGAUGACUGAUAAAAGAUACUUUCCACUUACAUCCGGUGGUGCUGCCCUCCGGCUGGACUUGAUAUCAAAAGUUCAUGGGAUAGAACAAGUAGAGAAAUAUUUCAAUGAUAUUCCGCAACAACUCAAAGCCCUUGAGGUUUAUGGUGCGCUGCUCAACUGCUAUGUUAAUGUAAAAUCUGUUGAAAAAGCAGAGGCAGUAAUGCAGAAGAUGAGGGAUUUGGGUUUCUGUAGGGAAACAUUGACUUACAAUGCAAUGCUUAAUCUUUAUUAUCAAACUGGAAAUUUUGAGAAUCUUGAUGCACUAAUGCAUGAGAUGGAAGAAAAUGGCAUUGCUUAUGACAAAUUUACACUUAGCAUUCGACUAAGUGCAUUUGCAGCUGUUUCUGACAUUGAGGGAAUGGAGAAGACUAUAACAAAGAUGGAAUCUGAUUCAAGGGUUGUUUUGGACUGGGCUAUUUAUGCUGCCGCAGCAAGUGGGUAUACAAAAGCUGGGUUUGUGGACAAGGCUUUGGAAAUGCUGAAGAAAUCUGAGGGACUUAUUACUGGCAAAAAAGAAAAUAGUGCAUAUAACAUUCUUCUGACACAAUAUGCUGCAACAGGGAAGAAAGAUGAAGUAUUAAGACUCUGGGAACUUUACAAGAAGAAAGCAAAGAUUUAUAAUAGGGGGUAUUUUAGCAUCAUCUCUGCUCUAUUAAAGUUUGAUGACCUUGAAAGUGCAGAAAAGAUUUUUGAGGAGUGGGAAUCCCAGAAUCUAACAUAUGAUAUCCGUGUUCCAAAUUUCCUGAUUGCUGCAUAUUCCAGAAAAGGUCAUUUGGAUAGGGCUGAAACAUUUAUCAACAGGGUAGUAUCAAAAGGAGGGAAACCUGUCGCAUCUACAUGGUUUCAUAUGGCACAAGGAUACCUUCAGAAUAAUCAGAUUUCAAAUGCUGUUGAAAUGAUGAAGAAAGCAAUAGUAGUUUCUAAACCCGGGUGGAAGCCAACCAGUGAAAGUUUGGCUUCCUGUCUGGAGCACUUGAAACGGGAGGGAGAUAUAGACAAAGCAGAACAAUUGAUAAAAUAUCUUCUGGAUAAGGAUAUUAUUUCUUUAGAUGUCCAGGAAAGAUUGUUGAAUCGUAUGAAAGAAGAGAAGUGAAGCUUGGUUUCAGUUGGGGUAUUAAAUGAUGAUUAAUUGCUUCAAAAUGGCAACACAUUCGAGUUCUUGGAGCUAGAGGGGGAUAGUAGUGACUAGAUAUCAGAGGAAAAAUGAAGAAUGCAAAUCCGAGAAGUUUCUUUAGUGUGUGAGCAAAAGAAUUGGGGCAGCUUUGGAAUAACUAGGAUGUUUAUUCUGGGAAAUAUACGCAUUAGUUAUGAUCUGGUCCUUGAUAAAAAGCAAGCUACGUCCUGUUUCUUCAUUUCAGAUUAGCAUUGAAAACUGUUAUUUAAUUGCUUAAUCAAAAUGCUUUAAGUUUUUCGAAAA